GUUGCUGUCGCUAUUGGUUAGUCCUUAAAAAACAUCAACCAUGGAAAAGGUUGUUAAAUUUGGUAAAACAAUACGUAAUAACUGGAAAAAAUCAGUAUUGGGUGUCGUUGCGCUUUACUACGGUGUUUCUAAAGCAAAAGAAAAAUACGAAAUAAACAUUUUGAUGCGCGCAGCGUGUAAAGAAGCAGCUAAGUAUGGAGAUUCCCUGAUACCCAUGGACAGAAAUCCCACUCUAGUGACAGUCAUAUUAAACCCAGUAGCAAACAAAAGGAAAGCCAAAAAAGACUUUGAGAAGUACUGUGAGCCACUUCUUCAUUUGGCAGGUUUACAAGUAGAUAUUGUUCAGACAGCGUCAGAGGGAAAUGCUAAGGAAAUUGCCGAGAGUCUCCGCGGCACUGAGGCUAUCAUAGUAGCUGGAGGUGAUGGUACUUUGUCAGAAACUGUCACUGGUCUGCUCAGAAGAAAUGAUGGUGCAAAUCAGUUUCCACUUGGAGUCCUACCCCUUGGCCGCACUAACACCUUUGGAAACUCAAUGUUCCCAGAAGGUAAUGGAGUUGAGAAAGUCAAACAGCUCAUUGAUGCGUGUAUGGCCAUUAUAGAAGGCGAUACUGUCUGGAAAGAUGCUAUGAAAAUUGAACCAAUUCCUAAAGAAGAUGAGGAGCCCAGUAGGCCUAUUUACGCAUUGUCCUGUUUGGAAUGGGGGGCUUUUAGAGACACAUUAGCCAAAAAAGAUAAAUACUGGUUCUGUGGUUCACUUAGAGAAUAUGCUUCUUUUCUAUUCAAUGGCUACAAAGAAUCAAUAACUUGGAACUGCAGUGGUGUCAUCAAAUACACACCUCCUUGUGCUGGUUGCAGUAAUUGUGUCCAGAGAAGAACAGAAGUCAAGAGGAAAUGGUUAUUCUUCAUGCCAAGCACAGAAGCAGCGCAAGAACAAAACGAAACCAAAAUUCUGAAUCCAGAAUGUGCUUUGUCAAAAGAGCUAUGUAUAAAGACAUGUGAAUUUAAAAUUGAAACUAAUAAUCUACAAAAUCAGCGGAAUCUGCCAGCAUUGAAUGUUAUGCUUGGGAAAAAUAUGUAUUCCUACACAGAUUUUGUUUCGGAAGGUUGGAGUCGUCUGAAGAAGAAAGCUGCUACACUGGAUGUAAUUCCGGCAAGGACAGUUGAACUUAUUCCUAAUGAAACAGUAAAUGAAGUUAUGAUUGAGAUUGACAAAGAAGAAUUUGAAGUCAAGCCUGUUAAAAUUACAAUAUUACCAAGAAUUGUCAAAUUUUUUUGUAGGACAGAAUUAAAUACUGUUUAAGUG
Molecule: messenger RNA, 1303 nt
Organism: Chilo suppressalis (striped riceborer)
Lineage: Eukaryota; Metazoa; Arthropoda; Insecta; Lepidoptera; Crambidae
Source: the annotation of a GenBank genome assembly